AUGGAAAUAUCAGACCCAUUUAUGAAGAACAAAACCUACUUUGACAAUAUUGAGUAUGAUAACACAUUUGGAGGAAAAGAAGCCUUGAUACUUCAAGUCACAAAGGAGGGUACAGUUGUGACCAGUCUACUUUUGUGUGUCCAAAAUCUGGUUUCUUUUGUGGCAGGCAUGAGCAGUUCCUGUGUGACACUGGCCGAGGUCCUAUGGGCAAAAGGAAGCCCUUUGGAGGAAGAAGAAAUAUGGGCACUCUUGUACCUGGCCACAGAGCAGCUUCUGGAGGAACUUCACAAAGACCCUGCCAUCUGUGUGAUUUGUCCAUGGUCAGUACUACUGUCUGCUGAAGGAAAUCUGUCCUUCCAAAACAAUGCAUCUCAGACAGAAGCUGUACCUUUCAGUGCACCAGAAUUGCUCCACAGACAAAGUAAAAACCAGCACAUCGGACUAACAAAGAUGUUGGUGUAUUCCUUAGGAAUGACCCUCUACUGGUCAGCAGACUACCAGGUUCCUCCAAACCAGUCCCUACAGUUGAGUGACCAACUACACAUGCUCUUGCUGACACUAUGCGAAGAUCUGCCACGCAAAAGACUUUCUCCUGAGUCAAUUCUGGAAGCAUGUGAGGCACAUCAGAAGGAAGCUGCUUUCUUACCAGCCAAUGUCUACAUAAAGAAAAUGGUCCAGUUUGCUAUGGGAAGUGUCAAUGAGGUAGAGCGGGUAGUCAACGAAGACAGCAGAGCUUCUCAGCUUAACAGAAGUCAUGUGAUAAGGAAAAGGCUGCAUGAGAAAAUAUUGGACACCUCACCACUGUACUCCCAGAUGAAUUUUCACCAAGACAAAGGGUCCAGAUUAAUGAAUUACAGUCAGUCAACAGAAGAUUACAGACAACUCUCUGUGGACUACAGUGACUCUAAUAGUAUUUCUGAAAGUACAUCUUUGAUACUGUCUAACCGAGGACACAGGAGAGGGAGAGUUCCACAGACACACAGGUCAUGGGACCCCACCCUUAGUGGGUCAAGGACACAAAGUAGCUACAAGCUCUUCAUAAACAGUCAUAUCCAGCCCUGGAGUUACCAGUUACCAGUUACCACCACUUUACUGGAGUUACAGUUUUCAGGUCCAGAAUUUGUUAUUUUGUCUAGUGAACCGCCAGUGACUUUACAGCUGCCUGGAUCAAUUGUGACUAAAAAAGGGAAAUCCUAUUUGUCCCAAAGGGAUCUCAAUGUGAUUCUACUCAGUGGGCAGUGCCUUGAGGUGCAAUGUGACAUCAAGUCCAAGGCAAGAGAUGUUUUCAACACUGUGGUGGCAUAUGCAAACUUGGUGGAACAUUUCUACUUUGGCUUGGCUUACCUGAAAGGUAAAGAAUUCUUCUUUUUGGAUGAGGAGACCAAACUCUACAAAGUGGCCCCAGAUGGCUGGAAUGACCAACCCAAGAAGAAAACAUCCAUCAUUAAUUUUACGCUUUUUCUAAGGAUAAAAUUCUUUGUCAAUCACUUUAAUAUCAUCCAGCAUGGCUUGACAAGGCAUCAGUUUUACCUUCAGCUUCGUAAAGAUAUUUUGGAGGAGCGAUUAUAUUGCAAUGAUGAAACUGCCCUGAAACUUGGCGCUUUGGCUUUACAGGCAGAGCUUGGCAAUUAUGCUCCUGAGAUGCAUGGAAAGAGCUAUUUUCGUGUUGAAGACUACAUUCCAGCAAGCCGAAUAGAGAAAAUGACCCUGGCGUAUGUACAGCGGGAGCUUGCUAAAUUACAUCGUAUGAAUCGUUCCCUAUUUGAGGAUGAAGCUGAACUAGAAUUUUUAAAGGUGACUCAGCAACUUCCUGAAUAUGGAGUUUUAUUCUACCGUGUGUCCCAAGAGAAGAAAGGAGCAGGAGGGGACAUCAUCCUGGGAAUCUGUGCCAAAGGCAUUAUUGUUUAUGAGGUCAAAAAUCAAACAAGAAUUGCCAGUUUAAGAUUCCAGUGGCGUGAAACAGAGAGAAUUUCAGCUCAUAGAAAAAAGUUCAUGAUUGAAAGCAGCUUCAGUGGCAAGAAACACACCUUCAUUACCGAUACAGUGAAGACAUGUAAAUAUUUACUGGACCUCUGCUCUGCCCAGCACAAAUUCAAUGCACAGAUGAAUUCUAGGCAGCUUCGGCAAACAUCAUCAGAGGAAAGUAAAUUUGUGGAAAUAGACAAAUCAUAUGCAGCUCAGCAUGAACACCUUGCCCUGGUUCAGAGACUGUCUCGUUCAGAGAAUGUGCUCUAUGGAACAAACCUGGAAAACCUUUCUCCUGGGAUGAUGAGCAAAUCUUGUGAUAACCUCAGUGUGGAAACCAACAACAGGACUAGACACAAAAGCAAUCUUGGCAGAUCCACAUCAGGACUAUCCCAGUCAGAAAUGCACAUCAAUUUGAAUGGAAAGCAAAGGAGUUAUGACUACCUGUCUAUCCAUUCAACUCAGAACACAAUCAGUGCACCUGGAUCACCAGCCAUCCAAAAGGAAGCUCUACUAAGCGGUCUAGAAAGAGAAAUAAUUUGUGUCAACCUAAAACGUGACACUAAGAAUGGAUUUGGUUUUGUAAUUAUUGGAGGAGAAAAUGUAGGAAAAUUAGACCUCGGUAUCUUUAUCGCUUCAAUUAUCCCUGGGGGACCUGCAGACAGAGCUGGAAAUAUCAAACCAGGAGGACGACUCAUCUCUGUGAAUAAUACUAGUCUUGAGGGCGUUUCAUUCAAUACUGCAGUUAAAAUCAUACAGAAUUCUCCUGAUGAAGUGGAGCUCAUCAUCUCUCAACCCAAAGACAUAUGUGAAGAAGGACUAAAUGAAGAAAAGAAUCUAUCAAGAGGAAACAGCACUAGUGGAUCUGAGAUCUCUUGUGCAGACAACAGGAGAAAAAAGAUUCAGGAUUGUCAUACAGCUCUCCCCAAAGAACAGGACAUAAAUGUAGAUGAACUUGAGAAGGCCCUUUCCUGGAGUUUAGUACCAAAUUUGGGCCCUAGGAUUCCAGUUCCUUCAGCUGAUAGCCUGGAUGUGGAGGAAGCUGAUUCUUCGCACUUACCAUCUCCCUCUGAGACUAACUCAAAGGAAAUCUAUACUGUGGAGCUCGUUAAAGAAGAUGGAACUUUUGGAAUCAGUGUGACUGGUGGAAUUAACACUAGCGUGCGUCACGGUGGGAUAUAUGUGAAGUCAAUUAUUCCCAUGGGACCAGCUGAUAAGGACGGACAAAUAAAGAUAGGUGAUCGUCUACUGGAAGUGGAUGGCAUCAGCCUCUGUGGCAUCACCCACAAACAGGCUGUGGAACACCUGAAGAAGUCUGGGCAGAUUGCCAAGCUGGUUCUAGAAAGGGGAAACUACCAAUCGGCAGAGCCAUGCCUGACUGCUAAUGACAGAAAGGAGGACCAAUAUGCAGUUGUUUCUGUAGCAACAUCCUUCACAGAUGGUACCAAGGACUACUGCUUUUUGACAGAUGAUAAUAUAUUUGAAGUCAAAUUGACAAAGAAUUCAGGAGGCCUCGGCUUUAGUGUUCUGCAAAUGGAAGGAGAUGGUUGUGAACACCUCGGAGGAUCUAUCAUCAGGAUCAAAAGACUGUUUCCAGGGCAGCCAGCUGAAGAGAAUGGUGAAAUAGAAGUCGGAGACAUCAUUUUAGCUGUGAAUGGGAAACCUAUUCAAGGACUCUUGUAUCAGGAUGUCCUGCAUGUGUUGAGAGGAGCUCCUGCAGAAGUUGUUCUACUACUUUGCAGACCACCAAAAGGUGUUCUUCCAGAAAUAGAGCAGAGUGCCAUGACUCCAGCACCAUCUCCAGUUAAGGAGUUUGUGGCAGAAAUGCAAGGCAGUACAGAGUUAGGAAACAGUAUGGAUCAGUCUACCAGUGAUGGAGGUAGCACCUCUCCAGACCUCGAAGACUGCCUGGAUUCUCCAGUGGCAGCAGAUUUCAGUGAGACUCCUGAGGAGGACAGCUCAACUUAUGAAGAGCAGGAAUCUGAACUUCAAGAGAAGCCCAUACAGAAGCUUAUGACUUCCAGGGAACAUUUCUAUAAGCAUCUUUGGAAGUUUCAUCAAGAAGCUGCCGGUUCUGAAGUCUUCCACUCCCUGGAGGAAGAAAUGAAGGAGAACUGCUACUCACCAUGUGAAUUUGGAUGGGCCAAAAGCCACAUAUUUAAUAAGAGUGAUGAUGACCUACCGAACACAAAAUGUAUGCCUGAAACUCUCUCUCUAACCCCUAUUGAUGAAGAGUAUCUCACUAUCAGCUCAACAACUGUGACCUCACUUUCACGAGGAGGAAGCACUGAGACACUCUCCACAACUAUGGUGACCCCACAACCACGUGUCUAUGGUCCCUUAUCAUCAUCCCUGCCAGCUAGAGAGACACAUGAGAGUGACAAUGAUUGGGAAGACUUGGAGGAAUUAGACGAAGAGAAGGAAAAAAAGGAAGCUUGUACUAAGGAGAUCUUUGUGACUUUGACAAAGUCAGAGAGCAACGGUUAUGGAUUCUCUGUAGUUCUUAACAAAGCGGACUCUUGCCUCUAUGUUGAUGAAAUCUUGAAUGAGCCUGCCCUGUCUGAUGGAAGACUAAGAAGGGGAGACAGAAUCGUAAUGGUGAAUGGAAUUGAUGUCACAUCUUUACCAUGCAAUGAAGCCCUGACUUUACUGCAAAGCUCUGCUCCUGAUCUGCACCUUGUGGUUGGUCGUGCUGACAGUGAUCCACGUCCCUCUAUUAGGCCAGAUGACAUUCCUGAAAUUACUCUCACCAAAGGUGCCAAUGGACAGCUAGGCUUGAAGCUGACAGGAGGGGCUGGAAGCAAGUUACAAGGUAUUUAUGUGCUAGAAAUAGUGCCUGGCUCUCCUGCCAGUGUGGAAGGCAGUUUGCAGCCACGAGAUCAGAUUGUUUACAUCUGUGGACUGUGGACUGAGGGUAUUAGCCUGGAUGAUGCAGUGAGAGUGUGUGAAGCUGCCACCCAGCAUGUCCAAAUCAAAGCCACAAGAAAUGGCAAUCCAGUGGUUCCUAUAGAGCAGGAAAAUAAGAAACAUUUAGAGGAAACAAACUGUGAUGCUGAGCAAAACACUCCUGAUUCUCCAGAAUGUAAGGACUUCAUUAUUAAGAUUGAGCUGGAAAAAGCAGAAAAUGGAAGCCUAGGAUUUGCACUGGUAGGUGGAAGAAAUGGCAGGGCUAUCCUAAUAAAAGCCAUCAGCCCAGACAGCAUUGCAGACCUAGAUGGGAGACUUCAAGUUGGUGACAUCCUACUUAAGCUGGAGGUGGCUUUUGGCUACUACAGCAGAGAAGCAGACCCAGAAUAG
This is a messenger RNA of Strigops habroptila (Kakapo), 5262 nucleotides long. It is a transcript of the gene FRMPD2, whose product is annotated as FERM and PDZ domain containing 2. Gene Ontology annotation, molecular function: protein binding. The transcript is spliced from 37 exons. The record is from RefSeq and is a predicted model, not a curated record. Lineage: Eukaryota; Metazoa; Chordata; Aves; Psittaciformes; Psittacidae. Bases 1 to 5262 code for a protein of 1753 amino acids. Gene Ontology annotation, cellular component: cytoskeleton.